CAAUUGCCGUGGAAAAUGUAUAAAAUUGGCUUUGCGCUUUUGCUGUGCAUCCUGGCGGCCGCCGGCGGCGAGUCCCUGGACAUUGAUCGUUAUCAGCGGCUGAUGCAGUUGCGCCCUUUGGCGGUCGAGUUUAUCGAUUAUUAUCGAAACAUAACGAGCGGCGAUCUGUUGAUACCCGGCACAGGGCUGCCCAAUCAACAGGAUCUGCAGUGCUUGGCCGAGGUGGCAACGCUCAGCCAGGGCGUGCAAACGGGCAGCAUUUGGGCGCUGCGCAUGAUCGACUCUUGGGGCCGUUUGCCCGCGGGCAUGCUCUAUGGCAAUCUAAAGGAUCUGGGCAACUUUGAUGAGUGCAUCAGGGUGAAUCAGCUGGUGGCAAGCACGGGCCACAGUCUGCGCGGCAAAUACUGCAUGGCCAAAUUGUUGUCCGGCAACAUGUUGGCCGGCAAUGCCGGCGCCCUGGGCAUGCUGGGCGUGCAGACGGCGAUUUGCCUGCCCGCCAGCUGCACGGGCGAGCACAUGGAGACGCUGCUCCGACAGCUUUUCAAGCAGCUGCUCAACAUUGAACUGAGCACCGACACGCAGCUGAUCAAUGCCGCCAGCUGCCAGACCGCGGAGCGUGAGUCGCUCGAUGGUCUGGCCAUAUUUACCAUCGUGCUCAUGUGUGUCUUGGUCGCUGCCCUGCUGCUGGCCACGCUCUACGAUUACUUCCUGUGCGCGGAUCAGAAGCAUUUGCCCGCCUUGGUCAAGGUGUUUUCGGCACGUGCCAAUUCGCGCGCGCUCUUCCGCAUUGUGGACAGCAAAACGAAUCCGAAUGUCAUCGACUGUCUGCACGGCAUACGCUGCCUCUCGCUUAUCUGGGUGAUUUACGGCCAUGACUAUAUCAUUCAAGGCCUAUCGCCCAAUAUUAAUCUGGUGGAUGUCAUACCGUGGUAUCGAUCGCCCUUCAGCAUGUUCAUUAUCCAUGGCCUCUUCUCCGUGGACACCUUCUUCUUCCUCAGCGGCCUGCUUGUCGUUAUGGUUGCUCUGCGCUCCAUGGAAAGAACCAAGGGCAAGCUGAAUGUGCCGCUAAUGUAUCUGCAUCGUUAUCUGCGCCUCACGCCUGUCGUCGCCUUCGCAAUACUGUGCUACAUGAGAAUCCUGCCCCUCCUGGGCGCCGGUCCGCUCUAUAAGGGCCUGGUUAGUCAACUCUCGGCGCCCUGCGAGGACAACUGGUUCUGGACCCUGCUCUAUGUGCAAAACUAUGCCACCAACACUGUGUGCCUGCCCCACAGCUGGUAUCUGGGCGUGGACAUGCAGCUGUAUAUCAUAUCGCCCCUGUUGCUGAUUGCGCUCUACAAGUGGGGCAAAAAGGCCAUUGCCGGCAUUGUGGUGCUCAUGCUGCUGUUGGCUGCAUGCCUCUUCAGCAUGAUGGUAGUCAGGGGCUACAGCUUAUCUUCUGGUGGCAUGUCCGAUGAAAUAUACUUUACAACGCACACACGCGCCUCGCCCUGGAUAAUUGGCCUUAUCUUUGGCUAUUAUUUGCAUGUGAAUCGCGGCAAAACCUUUAAGCUGAAUCGUCUAACCGUCUGGCUAGGCUGGCUCAUCAGCCUGGGCCUGAUCUUUACCUGCCUGUUCGCGCUCUAUCCAUAUCCGGCGAACGGCAAUCAUUUGCCCAUCGUUAAUGAGGCAUUCUACGUGACGCUAACACGGAUUGCCUGGCCCCUGGCACUCGUUUGGCUGGUGUUCGCCUGCAAAUACGGCUACGGCGGUUUGGCCAACAGCUUCCUCUCCAGCCCGCUGUGGCAGCCGCUGUCGAAGCUCUCCUACGGCGCCUACAUCUGGCACAUACUCAUCGAGAUUCUCAAUGGCGGCAUCACGCGCACCAGCACCUACUUCAGCGACUAUCAAGUGAUGUUGCGCUUCUGGCAUGACUUUGGCUUUACCAUUUUGUUGGCCUAUUUCAUGUUCCUCUUGGUCGAGGCACCUUUCGGCGGCCUGGAGAUGUUAUUGUUUCCCACUCGCGCGCCCAGAAGCCAGCCUGCUCCAGCUGUCAAGAGCCCCAGAGCCGAGCCGGAGCCAGCUUGCAUUGAAAUUGCGCCUGCGCUGGAGCCCAAAACAGCGCCGAUUAAUUAGGUAGCAAGACGUUUCAUUUAAUUCCUAAGUAAGCUAAGCUCUUCGUAAUUUAUUUAGAUAUAUUUUGCAGUAUUUUAACAAUAAUCUUUAACGGUUAAUAUGAUCAAUAACACAACUAACGAAAGUCGAACUUGGCAGGGCUGCAGUGCAGCUUAUGAGUUCAGGGCUGCAAAAGCGCUUCGAAAAUGGGCCGUUAGAUUUUCAAAUGUAGUUUUAUGCUCUUAAAUGCUGUUUUACGGAUCUGAGCCGAAACGAUAUCACUUUCAUAUUCCAAUAAAAUCUGGUUUAUUGAAUGUGGACGUCCAUUACGAUUCAAAUUCGAAAAUCAGAUGAGCUAACCAUUGAUUCGAUAAGGAUAGCAAUAGAAGAGUCUAUUGCAGUUUAGCCCGUCACAAUUUCUAUUUAUCAGAUUAUCGUAAAUAUUGUUAAUCCAGCAAAUUAUAAGCCCAAAAGUAUGCCAUCUUUUUGCGAUAGUACAUUUAAGUUUUUAAUAUCAGUUCGUUGUUUUUGGAAGAUUUUUAUUAAGUGCUCGUAAAUGGCUACUUUUGGGAUAUAAAAUAUUUAUUAUUGAAAUGGAAACUUUUAGAAAUUAAUACUCCAGAAUUGAGGAAUAUUUAUGCUGGACAAGGGCAACUUUUGGGAUUUACAAUGCCAGAACACAGAAUAUGCUAGAAUCCUAUAAAUUAGAGAUGAGCAGGAUGUUGAUAUUGAAACGUAUCGAUAAUAUGAAAACGGCGUGAGUUAUCGAUGAUAUGUAACGUUAAAAAUGUGAAGUCUCUAGCUCUAAAAGUCCCUGAAAUCUAGAGACAGAUCAGCUCGGCUAUUGAUUGAUUGAUUAUUAUGAAUAGAGAUUCUCGCUUUUUAAAAAC
Molecule: messenger RNA, 2981 nt
Organism: Drosophila virilis
Lineage: Eukaryota; Metazoa; Arthropoda; Insecta; Diptera; Drosophilidae
Product: nose resistant to fluoxetine protein 6
Molecular function (GO): acyltransferase activity, transferring groups other than amino-acyl groups
Source: RefSeq, a predicted model, not a curated record